AUGGAUUUUAAUAACGAUAACAUACUUUUAUGCGGGGAUUUCAAUAUGAAACCAAUUGAAAAAGGGUAUAAUUUUUUAAAAAGUCUUAAAUUUUAAUCUAUUUAUGAAUUUAUUCAUUAAAAUGAACCUAUAAUUACAUUUCCAACAGGAUUAUAAGCCCCUCAUAUGGAUACAGAUCCGGAAGGAUGCUAUGAUUAUAUUUUUUGGAAAGGAAAAAAUAUUAUCCCUAAUAAUAUUUUUAUUAUCGGUGAUUAAUGUUUGGAUAGUGAUAAGACUAUUUAUCCGAGUGAUCAUAUGGGUUUAACUGCUAUUUUAGAUAUUUAGUUUUGA
Ichthyophthirius multifiliis is the source of this 330-nucleotide messenger RNA. RefSeq lists its product as hypothetical. NCBI's taxonomy places the organism in Eukaryota, Ciliophora, Oligohymenophorea, Hymenostomatida. The record is from RefSeq and is a predicted model, not a curated record. The transcript has a single exon. Gene Ontology annotation, molecular function: catalytic activity.